UCAUCAAGAGUUAAUUACUUGAAUUUCUUGUCUCUUAAUAAAGUGUUUGAGAGCAUCAGUUAAAGUAAAGUAGUGAAGAGGUAGAGUUACAGGUAUACAGUGAAUAUUUAAAUAAAGUUAUAAUCUGUGUUAUAAGAAGCAAGAGCUACUCAAUUAAAUAAAGAAAAAAAAUACUUUAAGACAUUUUUAUGAAUGGUCUCAAAGACCAUUAAAAACUUCAUGAUGGAACUGGCUCUCAUCAGUUGUACAGCAUAAGUUCAUCAGAGUUACCAGCCUCAGCAACUGCUAAAAGUUAACAGCUCCCCAGAUAAGAGCAUCUAAAUGCUUCUUUACAGAGUAUUUUUUUUAACACUUUUAAGUUACUACAUGAUUCCUUAUGUGUUCCUUCAUAGUCUGAUAGAUCACUUCACCAUUCAUUUACUAUGGAAAAAGAAGAAAACUGGAUAAGAAGUUGUGUCCAUCCUCUUGGCUGGUACUGUAGUUUAUCUAGACUGAUACUGUAUUGUUAAACUAAAGAUAAAUUAGAUAAUCAUGCAAUUAAAAACCCAAUUCUGCUGACCACACAGAAACAAGCGGGUCAUCAGCUGUGCCAGCAGAGCAAAACAUCACUGACUGAGCAUAAACUGACACUGUGAUGUCAGCGCUUUUCAGAAGUGUACAGUGUUCAAUCCGCCCACAUGAAAACACUGGGAGCUCUGUUUUCAGAGCUCUGACCUGCUGCUGCUUUAGUGUGGAUGGGAAUCUACAAGAUGCUCCACAUGUAGACAUGGCUUCAGAUUUGGGCUUCAUGGAUGAUCUGAGUGACUGGUUUGUUGCCGAGCUGAAUGAGGUGUUGGAGGACGAUGAUGAACCAGUCGCUAAACCAGUGCCUGCUCCCACACCUGCCCAGCGCUCUAACCUGCCAUCUAAAUCCACCCCAACUACCCCGAGUGGGGCGGGAGGGCUGGAGUCCCAGCUACAGGAGCGCAUUGAAAUGUACCAGACUGCCAUAACCAACGCCAACGCAGCAGGAGAGACCAGCAAGGCUCGCCGAUACGAUCGAGGCCUGAAGACACUACAGACAAUGCUGACCUCUGUGAAAAAAGGUAAACCUAUCAACGAGGAGGAAAUCCCGCCCCCUGUAGCCACUGGAGGCAAGCCCACCCCUGCACAGCAAUCUGAACCAGUCAGAGAAAGGGAAGAGCCAGCCCCGGCGUACACUCCACCACAGCGAACCAAUGAGAAGCCUUUACAGGAGGCGAAACCUGUAGCCCCGCCUAAGCCUCAGCUCCUACAGCCGCCCAAUCAGAAGCCAGUGGCUAAAACGCCAGAUACACCUGCAAUAUCACCGCUAACCCCCAGCCAACCUAAUGCUCAGCAUUCAGAGCUAAAGGCGAGUGUAUUGAGCAGACAGAGGGAGUAUAAACUGGCUGCUAUUCAGGCCAAACAGAGUGGAGACACAGAACUGGCCAAACAGCACUACCUCAUCGCCAAGAAACUGGACUCGGUGGUAGAAGCAGUCGACAGAGGAGAGCCAAUAGACACUAGCUCACUGCCGCCCCCUCCAGGUGCUGUUACAGUUCAGAAAUCAGCUCCUCCUCCUUCUCAGUCUUCAUCCAUUAAACCAGCCGCUGCUCCUGCACCCAGUAGUGCUCCCGCUUCAGAUGCUCCAGUUCCUGCUCCACGUAACCUAGCUGAGGCCCUGCAGCAGCGCAUGGACAAAUACAAGAGUGCAGCAGAAACGGCCAAAAGCAAAGGAGACGACCGCAAAGCACGCAUGCACCAGCGUAUCGUCAAGCAAUACCAAGAUGCAAUCAGAGCUCACAAGGCAGGACGACCUGUCAACCUUGCAGAACUACCUGUGCCUCCAGGCUGCCCCCCUCUACAGGGCUCUGAAAGUGGUCAAAAUUUUAUGGGAGUUUUAGAGACAGCUGUGAAACUGGCCAAUCAGGACGCGGAUGAAGAGGAUGAUGAUGGAUCUGAAGAGGAAGGAGCGAAGCCAGCUGUUCGUCCAGCUGUUCAGAAAGCUCGAGCUCCAGCCCCUCCUCAAGCCUCCGCCCCCGCCCCUAAACUGGGACCUAAAUCCCAGCAGCAGCUGGAGUUCCUGAUGAGCCGCAGGCAGCAGUUUGUGAAGGCGGCUCUGCGCUCUAAACAGAUGAAGGACGUUCAGGGAGCAGCUCAGCAUCUCCGCAACGCCAAGGGUCUGGACAACAUGAUCUCCGCCACUAAAUCAGGCCUGCCUGUGGACAUCAGCAAGGUUCCUGCCGCUCCAAUCAGUGAUGAGGAUUAUACCCUCUCUCGCUCUCGCGCCUCACCUCUCUCACCUCGCUCCGCCCAGCAGUACACCCAGCUCAUGGACCUCCUCAAGCAGCAGCACGAGAAAUGCCUGACCUACUCCCAGCAGUUCACUCAUAUGGGUAACGUGGCCGAGACUGCCAGGUUUGAGAAGCUGGGAGAGGAGUGUAUGAAUAAUAUUGAUCUGCUGAAGAAAGCUCACGCUAAGGGUCUUCCAGCACCAACCCAUCACACAGAGGAACGCACCUUCAACACUGUCAAGAUCUUCCCUAACCUGACGGCCAAUGAUUUGGUGCUGACAAUCGUAAAAGGAAUCAACCUGCCAACUCCUCCAGGAGUUUCAGCGAGUGAUUUAGACUCCAGCGUCCGCUUUGAGUUUCCCUUUCCUAGUGCGGAAGAAGCUCAGAAAGACAAAACCAGCACUGUGAAAAGCACCAACUGCCCAGAGUUUAAGGAGCAGUUUAAGCUGCACAUUAACCGAACACACCGUGGCUUUAAGAGGGUGGUCCAGGCCAAAGGCAUCAAGUUUGAGGUCAUACACAAAGGUGGCCUCUUUAAGCAGGAUAAAGUGGUGGGAAAUGCUCAGCUGAAACUGGAAGCUCUGGAGAAUCAGUGUGAGAUCCGGGAGAUUAUAGAGGUGCUGGACGGGCGGAAGGCGACAGGCGGUAAGCUGGAGGUUCGUGUGAAGAUUCGGGAGCCGCUGGGUGGCGUUCAGCUGCAACCAGUGACUGAGAAAUGGAUCGUACUGGACCCCAUUACCAUCACACCAGACAGAGAGAGACACAAAGAAAGGGCUCCUUCACCAAAAUCCAAACCUCGAAAUGAUCACUCCAAGAACAGCCAACCUAGACUCUCCCCUCCUCAGUACAAACUGUACAGCUUCAGCCUCCUUAACUACGACAGGGAGAGAAUGGAAAGAAGGAUUGGAGAGUAUAAAAAAAACAGACGGGAUCCACCAGCAGACCUGAUAAACCAGCAUAAAGACGUGUGCCACAGACUGCACUGGCAGAAAUCCUACCUGGAGAGAGGGUCCUCAGCAGCACUGACUGAGUAUGACAAUGUGUUGGGAAAGAUCACUCAUGGUCUCGCUGAGUCAGUGAAGAAGCUUUCCAGUGAAGGGAAUAGAGAUGCAGCUAAAGAUGCUCUGGGGAGGCUGAAGCUGGUGGAGGCAGAGUUGGAGUCUCUCCGGAGGAAGCGCAGUGUGUGAGGGACUUCUGAAGGAUACAGAAUUGCACUUUGGGCUCUAAAACUGUUGUCAUAUGCAUACACACACACACACACACACACACACACAUACAAAACACACAUACACACACACAAACACACACACACACACACUCAUUUGCUUCCUUGCCUUGAUUCCUGUUGCCUCUUAUUCAUACACUCCUCUUAUUGUCUCCAAUUCACCUGCAGCCUCACACACCUGGAAUGAGUUUCAGUGUGUGUCCAGUUCAUUGGCUGCCUCCCUUUAUGGACUCCUGGAUUGUCGUCACCCAUUAUGACAUCACUGGGAAAUCCGCUACUCUGACUGACAUCAUGCUGAAAUCAUCCACAAUGACCUCAUACAGCUACAUACAGCUCUGGAAAAAAAUAACAGAACACUUAGUUUCUGAAUCAGUUUCUCUGAUUUUGCUAUUUAUAGAUUUAUGUUUGAGUAAAAUGAACAUUGUUGUUUUAUUGUAUAAACUACAGACAUUUCUCCCAAAUUCCAAAUUAACAUAUUUUUUAUGCAGCAAAUGAGAAAUGUCUGAAAUAACAAAAACGAUGCAGAACUUUCAGACCUCAAGUAAUACAAAGAAAACAACAAGUUCAUAUUCAUAAAGUUUUAAGAGUUCAGAAAUCAAUAUUUGGUGGAAUAACAAAGUUUUCAUGCAUCUUGGCAGCAUGUUCUCCUCCACCAGUCUUACACACUGCUUUUGGAUAACUUUAUGCUGCUUCACUCCUGGUGCAAAAAUUCAAGCAGUUCAGUUUGGUUUGAUGGCUUGUGAUCAUCCAUCUUCCUCUUGAUUAUAUUCCAGAGGUUUUCAAUUUGGUAAAAUCAAAGAAACUCAUCAUUUUUAAGUGCUCUCUUAUUUUUUUCUGAGCUGUAUAUAUUUGAUGUAAUUAUUGGAUUUCUGUUUAUGCUGUAAUAGACAGUGGAUGAUUCCAUUAUGAUGUCAUAUAACCAGUGGUUCUCCAGUGAUGCCACAGUGGCAUUAAUUACAGUGUGAUGUCAUAGUGCAUGACUCCAAUGUGAUGUCAAAUUGGAAGAUUCCCCUGUGAACGUCACAGUAUAUGAUAUUCUCCAUGUAGCGUUUUAAUAGACGAUAACCGUGUGAUUGAUGUCGGUGUGGAUGAUUCCAACGUGAUGUGAUCAUAGGUGAUUCUUCAGUGAUGUCAUAAGAGAUGAUUCCCCUGCAGAUGUCACUAUAGUUUCUUCUCCAGUAGAGUUUUUUCUUCUGAAGAUGAUGUCACUAUUGGAGAUUUUCUAGUGAUGUAACGGUUAUCAUUGCUGUCCCAAUAUUACCUCAUAAUAUUUUUUUCCGCCAUUUUUUAAAUACAUUUCAUUACAGACCAACAGAAAACUUGGAUAGGCAAACAUUUCAGUUGUUUGUUAUUUUGAUGAGUUUAGUUUGUGUGUGUUAAGAAGGGUUUUUUCCACUUUGUUUUCUUAGAUAUGGGCCUGGAUUCACAAAAGCUUUCCAAAGAAAAACUUUAUGAAGAAUCUUGACAAACAAAAAAAAAAAAAAAAAAUAGUUCUUAAAAGCAGUUCUCCAAAUCACUUUUUAAAAAAGUGCUUAUUAAAUAUUAUCUAUUUAUUAAGUAAAAGUUUCAAUUCCCUGAUCUUCUAGAGUCAUUUGUAACACAAACUUUUAUUCUGCUUCCUUUUAUUAACUAAAAAAGAUGCAUUUUUUUUUAGUUUUCCAUUAUCCCCCUAUAUCAUAUUAAAGAAGAGCCGUUUUUGAAAAUACCAUGGGAAUUUUUUUUUUUUUACGAAUAACUAUUUUCCCUGGCUUAUAUUUUUUUUAAAAAUGAAGAAAAAAAAGCAAGAUUUUUUUUUUUGGAUGGUUUUGUGAAUCCCUUCUCUGACCCAUCUAUUAAUAUACAGCUCUGGAAAAAAAUGAGACCACUUAAAAAUUGAGUUUCUUUGAUUGUACCAAAUUAAAGCAGCAUAAAGUUAUCCAAAAGCAGUGUGUAAGACUGGUGGAGGAAAACAUGAUGCCAAGAUGCAUGAAAACUGUGAUUAAAAACCAGGGUUAUUCUGCCAAAUAUUGAUUUAUUUGAAUUAUUUAAUUUCUGCAUCUUUUUUGUUAUUUCAAUCAUUUCUCAUUUUCUGCAAAUAAAUGCUCUAAAUGACUUAAAUAUUUAUUUGGAAUUUGAGAGAAAUGUUGUCUGUAGUUUAUAGAAUAAAACAACAAUGUUCAUUUUACUCAAACAUAAACCUAUAAAUAGCAAAAUCAGAGAACCUGAUUCAGAAACUGAAGUGCUCUUAAUUUUUCCCAGAGCUGUAUAUACAGACACUAUGUAUGAAGUUUUGAAAAGUAGCUUUAAUACAUUUAUUAAACACUACAGUCCUACAGAAGACACUACAUUAGUCAUAUUGCUCAAUAUCUCUUUAUCUCUUCAUCUCUCUCUCUCUCUCUCUUUAUCUCUCUUUAUCUGUCUUUCUCUCACCUCCCCCACCCAUGCCACUCAUGCCAGUGUCAGCAAGAAUGUGUGUUUGUGCGUGUGUGUGUGUGUGUGUUCACGCUCUAAUGUAAAUGUUGUAAAUCCUGCUGCAGAGCCGUGUGUAUAAUAGCAGUUUAGGCGUAAUCUGGCCUCUCCACUACUCUCUCUCACUGCAGCUUAUCCCGACCUCGCACGCCCGGAGUGCUCUGAUAGGGAACUAAUGCCAACACCCUGAGGGGCAAAAGGAAAAAGGCUGGGGCAGAAAUGGCUUGGGAGGGGACGAGCAGGGGGAUCAUAUUCCCUAAUAAUCAGGGAUUAACCCCCGUCUGGUUGCCCUGGUGACCUUUGAUUGACAGGGGUGUUGUAGGGAUCUGUAAAGAGAGAGAGAGAAUGAAUGUAGAAUAGGGGGCUUUGAGAGGGGAAGGGUUCAAAGGGAGUGUGUGUGUGUGUGUGUGUGUGUGUGUGUGUUGGAUAUGAUGAAGAGCAGAUGGGUAGAAUCUUAAAGAGAGCUUAAACUCUUUGUUGUCUGAUAUGCUGAGAGGGUGUGUGCAUGUUGUAUGUUUGUGUGUGUGUGUGUGUGUGUGUUUUAAUAGGGUUUCGUAUCCAUCCUGUAACAAAAGAAAAAUAUCUAUUUUUCUCCUUUUUGUCCAUAAAACUCCAGUAGCAGCACCUUUAACCCCUUAAACUGCAGGUGUAUUGAUCAGUUAUCAGUUUCUUUGAUUUUACUAAAUUGAAAACCUCUGGAAUAUAAUCAAGAGGAAGAUGGAUGAUCACAAGCCAUCAAACCACCAAACUGAACUGCUUGAAUUUUUGCACCAGGAGUAAAGCAGCAUAAAGUUAUCCAAAAGCAGUGUGUAAGACUGGUGGAGGAGAACAUGAUGCCAAAAUGCAUGAAAACCAUGAUUAAAAUCCAGGGUUAUUCCACCAAAUAUUGAUUUCUGAACUCUGAACUUUAUGAAUAGGAACUUGUUUUCUUUGCAUUAUUUGAGGUCUGAAAGCUCUGCACAAUAUUUAUUUUUCUCAAACAUAAACCUAUAAAUAGCGAAAUGAGAGAAACUGAUUCAGAAACUGAAGUGGUCUCUUAAUUUUUCCCAGAGCUGUAAUUCAAGAUCAAGUCAGAUUACACAGAAAACACUAUCCAACCUGUUUACAGCUGUAGCACAAACCUUAGUUUAAAUAAUUCCCACCAAAACCCAUGUUGUGUUGGUUUAGCAUCACUAAUAAUAUGCUAAUUGCAAAAUGUGAGGUGAAUUUAGGCCGGAUAAGAUUAUCAGACCUUUAGCUAUCAAAAAUCCUAACAUAUCUAAUGAAAAACUGUGGUAGACAACUCUUGAUUUUUGUCAAUAUACUUACAUUUAUAGUAUUAUUAAUCCUUUUAUUUGCUAGCUUUGCUAGCUAGCUUGGUGCGACACCACAGUUUAGCACAGUAUAGAAGCAUUUUUAAAUCAGACACCCAGCAUUAUGCUCUGAACUUAUUCUUUUACAUUUUUUUCAAUGAUAAUAAAAAGGACCAUGGUUUCUGUGGGUGGGUACAGUAGAUAACGCUUUCUUCCUUAAUCAGUUUUAUUGCUGACCAGCACAGGCUUCUGUUAGCUGAUGUAUCAGAGCUGGGGAUCUGGUGCUUUCCUCCGAGUGUGCUGUUAUGUUGUCUAAUGAUGCUGCAUUGAUAGGUGGCAGUUGGAGAAAAAAAAGAGGCGGAGUCUUGUAUCUUCACAUGUAUCGGAGGAGGCAUGCGCUUGUCCUGCUUUCUAGUUUUGGAAGCAUCACAAAAUGAAGGGUGGGAUAAUUUGGGCAUCAAAUAAAUCAAUGUUUAAGCACUUAAUAUUAUUUUAGCUGGGAAAUGAUGGAAGUGGUGAAAUUAUGUAUAAGUAAAUAUGAAGGAAUCUGGUUAAAUUGGUGUUUUUGUCCCAAUUGGAACAGUGUUUGUUUGUGGUUCUACAUUUAUAUGUGGGUCCAAAUUGCUCUAGAACUGAUUAACUCAACUAUACAGUGUAUUCUGAUCCAUUUUGGGACAAUCGCCAAACACUCAUCCACCCUCAUUCACUCUCUCUCUCUCUCUCUCUCUCUCUCUUUCUUACCCUUCCUAACUGGAAAUGAGUAACAAUAAAUGGUUUUGGGAUUCUGACAUUUUUUAUUUUAAUUUUUAAACACAUAUCUUUUCCAUGAUGUUUAUGGCAAUCAUUGCAGAUGAGUUAAUAAUGUAUGCAUUAAUAUGUAUGUAGUGUAUUUUUUGAAAGCGAAUGUAAUCUACUAUGUAUCUGUGGUGAUGGCUGUGAUGUCUAUUGUUAAUAUCUCCUGCAGAAUGGCACUGUUAUUUUGGGCAGAUACUUAUUAUUAUUAUUAUGACUCAUUAAAAUGCAGAAGUCAGCA
Messenger RNA from Astyanax mexicanus (Mexican tetra), 8292 nucleotides. RefSeq names its product coiled-coil and C2 domain containing 1A (gene cc2d1a). Gene Ontology annotation, biological process: regulation of transcription by RNA polymerase II. Gene Ontology annotation, molecular function: RNA polymerase II cis-regulatory region sequence-specific DNA binding; DNA-binding transcription repressor activity, RNA polymerase II-specific. NCBI's taxonomy places the organism in Eukaryota, Metazoa, Chordata, Actinopteri, Characiformes, Acestrorhamphidae. Gene Ontology annotation, cellular component: nucleus. The coding region runs from base 635 to 3481 and encodes 948 amino acids. The record is from RefSeq and is a predicted model, not a curated record. The transcript has 26 exons.